AUGUUUGCCCCACCACGGAAGCACAACCCGAAACCGCCGCCUCCCAGACCAAACAAAUACUCACCAGACAACGCACCUAUUCGGUCUCCACAAGUAGUCAUGCCCGCCAUGGACGAGCUCGACGCGCUCUACGGCCCUCUCGAAACCGCGCUCGAACAUUCCAACCGCGACAUCGACAUGGAACGCUCCCGCGCCACCGAGCUCGCUUCCAAACCCCACUACACUCCACCGUCCAUAAAAUGCCAGUACUGCAGUAACAGUUUCCCACGCAUUGAGUGGUUCUUCAAUGUCCACUCUCCGCGCUGCCACACAGAAGCGCUCUCACGAACUACUGGAAACAUUGAUGUGUACGGUGACCAGCGAGUCUGCCCGUACUGUAAGAGGACGGUGCAUUAUGAGAGCUUCUGGGCGCAUUUACAGGGCAGCGCGAAGUGUGGAGAGUAUUGGAGUGGCUUGAGUGUGGUUGAGAAGAAGCUGGCGAAUCCGGAUUAUCUUACGCCCGCGCAGCGCGGAGUAUCCUUCUCAUCUACGAGCCCUCAGAAGCAUACUGUGGGCACAGAACUGAGCCCUUCCACGGAGGCGCCUCUUCCAGAGAUGGAAAUGACACGUCCGAUGGUGUUGCAGAAGAUCAUUCCCCUUCGCGAAUCCACUCCGAUUGUUUCAUCCCCCUCGUCACCAGCCUUGGAUCCACGGCCGCCUGUGAAGAAAGAGGAUGAUGAAUCUCUUCCCGCGACAAAGCUUCCGAUGACACGAAUGUCAAAAUGCAACAGGUGUUACCAGAAGUUCGAGAUUCCCUACGCGAGGCGCGAAGACGGAACGACGUACUCGGACUGGACCGAACACAACCGAACGUGUGUACCGCGGGAACAAUCUGGCUUCUCUAUAAAGGCAUCCUCACACUGUACGAAUUGCGGCAUAGAAAUCAGCGACCCUGGGUGGUUUUUCAUGAAGCACCAGCGGGAUUGCCGGACCAAGGCCAUUGCGAAUGGGACGCUAAAGGCUUUUGAUCCGCAUACUGGAGUUCGAAUUCAGCGCCACGAUACAGGUAAGCUGGAUGAGGCCUCAGUACGACCGGCUUCGGAGAACGCGAAAAUCAGCAUGGGAGCUCCACCGAUCCUCCCUUCCUCGCAUGUGAGUACUACGGCGGCGCAGCCCAUUGCGCAUCCCCAGGCUCCCUUGCACAUAUCCCCUCAUUCACGCGUAGGGUUUGAGGCACAACCUAUGCCUUGGCUUCAAGAAUGGCGGGCCAAAUUCAACAUCCCAUCCGGGAAGCCCUUCCCGGCUACUGCCACUGCAGCUCCGAUCAUCCCGAACCAUCAACUCUGGGCUCCGGACCUUGUGACCCCCAAUGUUGGCAACGGAAGCCGUGCUUCGGCCAAUUCCUCCAGUAUACUCCACCACGAUCAAGAUGGAGGGCCCAAACAAUCCGUAGCACCAGCACCUAGCUUCCACAAUACUAGAACAAAAGCAGGAGAAGCAGGAGAACAAAACAGCAACGUAGGCAACGCCGAACAACCCCAAGUCCAUGCCGGCGUACAAGGUCAUCCCAAAAAGCGAGGGAGGAGGGGCAGGGGAAAGAAGAAACCGGGAAGGGGCAUGACGGCUCGCAUUGCCGCUGCCAAUGCCCUUGAGGGACAGGGACUGUCCACCGCAGAAGCGCAUGCGGCGGCCUGGGAUGGAAAUGCACGUCCUUCCUCUUCGGUAGAUCUUGCUGCUCUGCGAGAAGCCGCUUCGACGUCAUUGAAGCAUGCUCAUGGGCGACCACCUGGCAUGAAUUGA
This is a messenger RNA of Trematosphaeria pertusa, 1779 nucleotides long. RefSeq lists its product as uncharacterized. The transcript has a single exon. Lineage: Eukaryota; Fungi; Ascomycota; Dothideomycetes; Pleosporales; Trematosphaeriaceae. The record is from RefSeq and is a predicted model, not a curated record. Bases 1 to 1779 code for a protein of 592 amino acids.